Acanthoscelides obtectus is the source of this 1713-nucleotide messenger RNA. The record is from the annotation of a GenBank genome assembly. NCBI's taxonomy places the organism in Eukaryota, Metazoa, Arthropoda, Insecta, Coleoptera, Chrysomelidae.
AUCGAUGUUGGGAGAGAUAUGAUCUCUUUCCAAUUUUUCGCAGUUCAACAAGUAUGCAUAAGUACGCUAGGUUGCUUGACAUCUGCUUUUUUGUUCAUGCAAUUGUCUGUCAUAAAAAUGUCUCUGUCAAGCAACUGAAUGUCAUUAUAUCCCAUUGAACGCCUUGUAGUGUGAACAUGUGAUGCUAAAGCACAUCUUUCUGGAUGCAGUCUGUAGUCACUUUUAUGCGAGGUUCGAAUCAACUUGCAGUAUCUGGAUGAAACUAUGUAUAGCUUAUUUGACAGAACUGUUGAAGAUGUGAAGAGGAAUGAAACUUUGAAGCGAGUUAUACUAACUCAAAAUAAUUAUAUUUUGGAUGCGCUGGCCCAUGAAAGAGAAUACUUUAAAAUCAGAUUUAUUCUGCCGGAAAUCUUCAUUGCGACGCUGUUGAUACUGCUGGCGGCCUCUUCCGCCUCUAUUACCUCUCUGCCCUCGGAAAGGUCUUCCUCUAUAUGGGGUAACUGCGCUUCUCAACACAUCCGCUUGCUGUGCGGGAUGUGCGUCGACAAAGCCUGCAUCGAAACCGGGAUUACGAUUUAUUCUGCCGGAAAUCUUCAUUGCGGCGCUGUUGAUACUGCUGGCGGCCUCUUCCGCCUCUAUUACCUCUCUGCCCUCGGAAAGGUCUUCCUCUAUAUGAGAUUUAUUCUGCCGGAAAUCUUCAUUGCGACGCUGUUGAUACUGCUGGCGGCCUCUUCCACGUCUAUUACCUCUCUGCCAUCGGAAAGGUCUUCCUCUAUAUGGGGUAACUGCGCUUCUCAACACAUCCGCUUGCUGUGCGGGAUGUGCGUCGACAAAGCCUGCAUCGAAACCGGGAUUACGAAUUAUAUUAUGAGAGCUUCUAAGUAUCUCAAUAGUAUCACCUUGGGAAGUAAGGGGGCCGGGGGAAGCAGUACUGUUGCUAGAAUUCACGACUCGGAUAUUGAUCCUAUUUAUGUACCCGAAGAAACAACAGAUUCUGAUUCAUCUAUUGUGCCAUUUAUACCUCAUGAAACCAAAAACCGAAUUCAGGUGCCUAAAAAGCGUAAGAUAACGCCCAAAGAAAGGAAAGGCAGAAAACGUGUAAAAAAUACAAAUGAGUGGAUUGAUGUUCGAGCUAAGAAGGAAUUAAACUUGGGCAUCGAACAUAAAAACCGGAAAGGUACAAUUAUUCCCGCCAAACAGAUAAAGAAUCCAUGUAAAGAAAACUGCAGAAAUAAAUGUCGUCAAAAAAUAAGUGAGGAAGAGAGAAAAGCAUUGUUCGAGGAGUUUUGGAAAAUAGGUGAUCAUUCUAGACAAUGGGAUUACAUAGUUAGGUAUGUCAAAACAGUGGAGAAGAAGCACGUAAAACGGACAGAUAGCAAAUCAAGACGAAAUCAUUCUAGAACAUACCAGCUUCUUGUCAACAACAAGGAAAUAACGGUUUGUAAAACUAUGUUCCUGAACAAGUAUGGAAUAUCAGAGCAGUGGGUGACGACUGCUCUAGGAAAAAUUGGAGAAACUGGCACUCUUGAAGAAGAUCGUCGAGGGAAGCACCUGACAAGACCAAAUAAAAUUGACGGAGGUGUCUUAAAUAGGAUAAGAGAGCACAUUCAACUCUUUCCUGUGGUGCCUUCCCACUAUACCAGGAAAAAAUCAACAAAGAUGUACUUAGAGGAUGGUAUCAACAUUUCAAUUAUGCAUCGCCUCUACUUAUAG